This is a messenger RNA of Pundamilia nyererei, 896 nucleotides long. Its product is annotated as CD209 antigen-like protein D. NCBI's taxonomy places the organism in Eukaryota, Metazoa, Chordata, Actinopteri, Cichliformes, Cichlidae. The coding region runs from base 21 to 893 and encodes 290 amino acids. The transcript has 6 exons. The record is from RefSeq and is a predicted model, not a curated record.
UUACAACCAACACUGCAGUCAUGGAUAAUCCACAGAGAAGGCCAAACGAGAACAAUGACACACCGUCCAAUGAUAUAUUCAGGCAAGGUCGAUCAACAAAGUACCCACCGAUUAUACCGUUCCUUGGAUUGCUGAACGCUGUGCUGUUGAUAACGGCUGUUGCUAUUGGAGUUAACUGUGCCAAAGUCAAAGAGGACUCCUUGCACAUUUCCAACCCAGCUGUAACACAGCUCUUCAAUGAGCUCGACUAUCUCCGAAGCAACCACAGCGAUGUGAUCAAAGCUGAAGAGGAGGCCAAGAAGGCGUUAGAGAGCGCGAUCAACAACCACAAAGAAGUAAAGGUGAAAAUUGAGCAGCUGAAGACCGUCAAUGAUGGUUAUCAGAAACAGAUGCAAGCACUGCAAGUGGAGAAGGCAAACCUGAAGUCCAACAUAUCAGUUUUAGAGGGAUCUUGCGGCGGAUGCCUCCCUGGUUGGGCUCUUUUCAACUCGUCCUGCUAUUUCUUCUCCUACACCGAGUCCUCUACUGUCAAAAAGAACUGGCAUGAGAGCAGAGAGGACUGUGUUAGUCGUGGCUCUGACCUGGUUGUGAUCGAUAACCAGGAAGAGCAGAAAUAUGUGAGUAACAUAAUCCAAAAUAUGAAAACCAGUGAUAGUAAGUGGGAAAAUGGAUUCUGGAUUGGACUCACUGACAUGGAGAACGAGGGGAACUGGACAUGGAUUAAUAAUGUCACAGAGGUGCAACAAAGGUACUGGAUGGAUGGAGAACCAAACAACGGCGGACAUUUUGGAGAACAUUGUGGGGUUGCAGUUCACUCCGCCUUUAAUCCCUGGAAGACCCGCUAUGAUGGAAAUUGUGACUUGAAGCAGUUGCACUGGAUGUGUGAAAUGUAAAUA